GCAAGAAUGUAGAUGGAGUGGAUACUACUAGUGUUCUUACUAUAAAUGAUGCUGGUUCAGCGCAGUGUAUGUCAGGAUACACCCAGAGAGAUCCCAAACCUGCAUAUUGCCAGAACGGAAGCUGGGUUAAUUUCCCUAUCUGCAAACCCAACCAACCUGCAGCAACUUAUACUUCAGAUUGCAAACCUGCUGGAAAUAUUGCAAAUCGGUAUGUUAAGGUUAAUAGUGAUGGCUCAGUUCUUUGCAAACCAGGUCACAGGACUAUAGAUUAUGGGACCCCGUUUUGCAACCAUGCGGCAGGCAGUCUGUGGUGGAAUAUUGACAAAUGUGUUCCAACAAUCAGCUGGGUUCGUGAAUCUGUGUAUGCAAUUGACACGGCAAGGCCAGGUUUGGCAUCCCAUGACGAUGCUAGAAGUGACUGUGCACAAGUAAAUGGAAGACUACCUGCAACAAUCAAUGAUGUGCUGAUUGCACCCCAUGUAUUUGAGUGGGGACUAAAUUGGGGCGCAUUUGGAGAAAAUCGAAUCUUCACCAGGGCUGGAGGAAGACCUCACGCUGGAUCAACAGAGGCAAAUCUCGAAAAGGCGAGAUUGAAAUAUUUCUGCAUUGUCGACUGCAGUGUUGACCAAUCACAGCUUACUCUCCCAGGGUACGUUUCCAUUGACAACAAGACACUGAAUGUUGUCUGUCAGACUGGUUACCAUGUCCACAUUCUGAAGAACGACCUGGCCUGUGGAACAGAUGGCUUCUGGAAGAACCUACCAUCUUGCGUCCGAAACAACGUGUAGGAGGCAUCGGACUGGUUUUUCCGCAAAGUCAAUGAGGAAUCCCAAUGUGGAUCUGUGUUCAUUCCGUGGGAGAGUGUUCCCGAACUGUCUGAGUGUGCUUUGUGGAAAGAUAAAUAUGCUAUUGUCCAUCGUUUCUUUAUCCGAUAUUUACAGUCUGAUCGCAUCCUAUCUCAUGUUUCUCUAUCUAAUGCAUGUCCUGUUUUUUCUUUCUUUCCUGGUUGCUGAUGACGGGGUGCAAUGCUUCUGCAGCUAACUGUCACCUUCACCAGGCGUGUAUGCAGAG
This is a messenger RNA of Sycon ciliatum, 1071 nucleotides long. RefSeq lists its product as uncharacterized. The record is from RefSeq and is a predicted model, not a curated record. The transcript is spliced from 6 exons. Lineage: Eukaryota; Metazoa; Porifera; Calcarea; Leucosolenida; Sycettidae. Bases 69 to 788 code for a protein of 239 amino acids.